Salvia hispanica is the source of this 1135-nucleotide messenger RNA. RefSeq names its product protein LNK4-like. The record is from RefSeq and is a predicted model, not a curated record. Gene Ontology annotation, biological process: circadian rhythm; regulation of DNA-templated transcription. Lineage: Eukaryota; Viridiplantae; Streptophyta; Magnoliopsida; Lamiales; Lamiaceae.
AUGUCCGUUGAGACACAACAGAAAACCAUAAAUAGAAGCUUUGUUUUUAGUUCAGACUGUAAAGGUUACUGUUAAGGUUUUCUGCCCUUGAAUUGAAAGAAAGCCUCACACAAUUUAACAAAGAUUACGAACUGGCCAUGGAGUGGUACUAUGGCAGAGGCGACGAAGAUGUGACAGUCCCAGAAGAUGAGGAGGGGCUUCGAUCAUGGGGCGAUAGGUGGCCUUCGUGGGUUGGAAACUGCAGCUCAUCGUCAGAGGUGGAGCAACUCCACCACCCCAUCAUGUCUAGCCAGCAGAGUGAUGAUUGGGAUGUUCAUCUCAAGGAUCUUCCCAAAAUUCAAGAGGCUGAUGACAUUUUCUUCGAUUCGCUUUUCAAAGUGGGCGAGGGGUCUGAGAAUAUCGCACAAACCUCAAGCUGGAACGACGUGAUGACCUUUGAUUUUGGUGAUUAUGUCCGAGACACUACAAGCACACCCCAUUUUUCACACCAACAGGAACCGGAGGCUGAAAUACGCAUGUUUGAACAACAAUCUGAUCAAUGUGAAGAUACGAAUGAGUAUAUAUCCAUGGACGAAUCUGCGUUACUGGAGCUACAGCAUUUGACUCAGCAGUUGGCCGAGACAACCAGAGUUUGCUUUCGCGAUUCUCUGUACCGCCUGGCAGAGAACUCGAGAUACCAGACAGAAUGCAGUCAGAAUGGAAAACAAGCCAUGUACAACUGCAAACCAAUUUCUAGCUCUGGACUAUCCAGGUCUCAUGAAUCCAACUCUGAGGACAUGAAAUCCAUCGACAGAACAGUUGCUACGCUCUUGUUCACCACGAUGCAGUUGUGCAAUUCAACUUCAACAACGUCAGAUCUCGAUAACAAGGCCAACUCGUAUUGGUGCGAUCCAUGCUCCUCAGCUCCGUCUCUGCCAGGAGGUGACGCUGAGGUCCCAACAUUCAAUUAGAUGGAUUGACCAUUUCUACAACCUCUCCCUCGGUUGGGAUCAAUAAAAACUCGACCGGCUAGCCAUGGUGUAAAGAAAAUAGGUAUUUCUUUUUCGUAUUCGGUUUGUUUUAUGGGAGGGAGCUCUGCUUUUGUACAACUCAAGAAGAUACAGUUUUGUUGGAAGGAAAAUCAUUUGAUUUAUUA